CUAAUAAAAACGAAUUCAGUAAUUUUCCUUAAUAAAUUUGCACUCAAAACAGUAUAAAUUAAACACUAACUAUUUGCUUAUCAUUGUAUUCGUAUUGAGAAUAAUUUCGAGUGUUGCAUUUCACAAUAUUAACAUUCAAAUAAAGCUAUCGUUCUUCUUUCAGUACAUGCGUCGUUAUCUCAAUACAGAUAAGUUUUACGAUUUUUGGUAAAGAUUCAGUUCAGAUCGAAAAUCCAGUCUUUCCAGUUUAGAGAUGUGCAUCAACGUAUUAUUACACUUAGUGUAAAAAGGAAUUUAAGGAAUCGUUUUAAAAGAACAAGAUAAUUAUGUUGAGCGUAAAAUCAGAAAAUUUUCGAGCUAAAUUAGCUCAAGUUACUACAGUUAUUGCCGCAACAUCCGGAGCAAUCGCUGAUGGAAUGCAUUACGCUUGGUCAUCGCCGAUAGCGCCAAUUUUAAGAAGUCCAGAAAGUCCGGUUGGUUUAAUCUCAGAAUCAAACGAAAAUUUGGUUGAAUUGAUUUACAUGAUUGGUGGAUUAGCAGGAUUACCAGCAACGAUCUUUAUCGUCGAUAAAUUCGGUCGGAAAUCGUCAAUUUUAAUUUCAGCCGUUGGAAAUUUAAUUUCCUGGUUUAUGAUAGCUUUCGCUACAAGAAUCGAAGUAAUAAUUGCAGCAAGAUUUCUUUGCGGAAUGACAGGCGAUAUGGAAUUCGUGGCCGGGCCAAUGUACAUAGCGGAAAUCGCCGAAAAAAGCAUCAGAGGGCUUUUAUGCGGAUUCAUUUUUAUUGCAAUGUUAAUCGGAGUUGUGGUUAUGUACAGUGUUGGGCCAUUUUUAACGAUUCAACAAUCAUCUUUUGUUGGUGUUGCUUUUGUUGUUACACAAAUAAUUACGUUCUCUUUUAUGCCCGAAUCGCCUUAUUACUAUUUAGUGAAAAAACAACCAGAAAAAAGUAAAAAAGCUUUAAGAUUUUUAAGAGGUGGCAAAGAAAAUGUUUCUGAAGAACUUGAUGAAAUGUCAAUUGCUGUUGAGCGGCAGGAAAAAGAACGUGGAAGACCUAUUGAUUUAUUAAUCGAUAAAGGAAAUCGAAAAGCUUUAACAAUUAUGACAGUUUUAAAUGCUGUACAACACUUUAGCAGUAUUAGUGUAAUGUUAAUGAAUUUACAUACGAUUUUAGAAGAUGCAGAAGGAAUUUUAUCCUCAAAAUAUUCAGGAAUCGUUUUUUCUUUAGUUAUGUUAAUUUCGGCAUUAGUUGCAAUUUGCGUUGUUGAUAAAUUCGGUCGCAAAAUAUUAUUAGUUUUUUCAAGUUUAUUAACAGGAAUUUCUUUAACAAUUUUAGCAACAUAUUUUUACUUUAAAUCCGAAAACUACGAGAACAUUGAAUAUAUGUCUUGGGUUCCAGUGUUAGCAGUACUUUUAUAUGCGUUCGCUUUUAAAUGCGGUUUGGGAUUGGUUCCGAUUGUAAUGACGGGAGAAUUAUUUCCAACUUCGGUAAAAGCUAUGGGUAUGACGAUUUCUGAUGCGAUGUACGUUAUUUUCGCCACAAUUUCCCUUUUGAUUUAUCAAGAGUUAAUUCAAUUUGGAAUAUACGUUCCAUUUUAUUUAUUUGCCGCUUCGUGUAUUUUAACAGCGGCUUUUGUAUUAUUUUAUGUACCUGAAACGAAUGGAAAAACGUUAGAGGAAAUUCAAUUUAUUUUAAAGGGUUUGCCAUAUCCUCAAAAUUCCAACCAUUUUAUUAGAAAUACUAAUGGAAAUGUAAAUACUGCUUUAUAAUAUAAUAAAUUAAUUUUUAAACUUAUUAUUAAUAUGUAUAUCAAAAUUGAAAGCAAAAUUUGUACCUGAAUGCUGAUAUUUUAGUAAAUAAAUGUUUUUAUAUUAA
Molecule: messenger RNA, 1872 nt
Organism: Onthophagus taurus
Lineage: Eukaryota; Metazoa; Arthropoda; Insecta; Coleoptera; Scarabaeidae
Source: RefSeq, a predicted model, not a curated record